Symbiodinium pilosum is the source of this 225-nucleotide messenger RNA. Lineage: Eukaryota; Dinophyceae; Suessiales; Symbiodiniaceae. The record is from the annotation of a GenBank genome assembly.
GAGACCGGGCUGCGGCACGCCGUUUUGGGCGUGCGCUCGGCAGCCGUCAUCGCGGCCGCCAAGGCCAUGGAGAUUGAGCAAGAGCUGGCAAUCAAGCAGACAGUCACAGAUGGAGCCACCCAUUUGAUAGAGCUGGAUCAGAGGUAUGGCGUCAGCGAGUCGGCUUCGGAAAUCGCCUGCAAUGCAGGCGACAUGGUCCGGGCAGCUGCAGGGGCUGUCGAGCAG